CAGCACAGUGUGUCAAGACCUCCUACAAUCCUUCGGCUGACUAGGAUCCACUCUCUCAACAACUUUGGAUUUCUUUGCUUUGACUAGAUAUGAAGGACUGUAGGAAUUAGAGCACAUACGCUAUGGUUUUUGAAUAGAAAAUAAGUAGUUCAUAGUAAAAAAGCAAGUAGGUUGGGAACUCCUUUGGGAUUUUUCCCCCCUUUCAUUUUGUUUUUUUCCAGCGUCCCUCUUUGUUGCAGAAACUGAUGCUUCUUCCUGCUCAUGUGAGAGUGAGACAUUCCCACUUGUGUGUUUGAGGGAAUGGUGAUGGAUGUACAUGCAGGCCUGAAACGGUUCUGCCUGACUUUUAGGAUGAGUAACGUAAUUGCUCAUUCAGCUGAAGACGUCCUGGGAACCUUCUCGUCGACCCCUGACCGAGCAGAAACCACCUCGCCGCCAUGUCCCGUGAUUCAGACCCGUACGUCUUCUCCACUGACACUCUGCCCAGUGACCUGCGCUUCCUCCCUCCCCUGGCCAACGGGCAUCUGGGCUGGAGGGUGUACAACCAAAUCAUGCACGUUGGUGGCGUGUAUAACGGGGAGGGAGGACGUUGUCACCGAGCAGAUGUCCCCUGUCCUCUGGCUGUCAGAGCUGAGACAGAGGAACCUGCCCAGCACACCUACAGUCUGGACACAAACACAGGCAUUUUUACACACACUCUAAGCUCAGCCAGAGUUACUGCCUCGCAGUUUUUGUAUUCACACCGACACUACCCUAACCUGAUGGUGAUGGAGGUUUUAUUGGUGCGGCAGGUGACGUCAGAGGAGCCGGUAACUGUUAAACUGGAAAGCUCGUUCACACCUCACAGCAAAGACAUUGUUUUUGAGACUGGUCCUGAUUACAAGGGAGGGAGGCACAUCCAUGGACAGACGACCGCUGCUGAGUUCCCCGGUGGCUCCUGUCCCACAGUGCAACUUAUCUGGACCCCCAUACCCCAGACUCUGACGCUGCUCGCAGGACAGAGCCAGGCUCGCUGGGGCUUCGUCCUGGUUGCGACCAAUGGUCUAGAGUCUGCUGAGGCCGGCUAUGAUGAGGCCCUGGACCUGAUGGCGACUGGUAACCUGCGUCUGUCUCACGAGAAGGCCUGGAAAGAGCUGUGGCUCCAGAGCAAGGUUGAGGUGACAGGGUCCGAGACCCUCAGCAAGGCUCUGAUUGGCUGCAUGUUCUACCUCCUCAGCGCCUUCCCCUCCAUCCAUGACACCUCCAGCUCCUUCGGUGGAGUCAGUCCAGGCGGGCUGUCUAAUGGCGGGGAUGGUCAGGACUACUGGGGCCAUGUUUUCUGGGACCAGGACAUCUGGAUGUAUCCUGGGAUAGCCCUUUUCUACCCCAGGCUAGCCCGGGCUGUGCUGGAGUACAGAGUGGGGACUAUAGAUGGCGCUAAAGACAAUGCACAAAAGCAGGGCUACAAGGGCCUUAAGUUCCCGUGGGAGAGUGCUGUGUCAGGGAGAGAGGUGUGUCCAGAGGACAUUUAUGGACAACAAGAGAUUCACAUCAAUGGCGACAUAACCCUGGCCUUCCAGCACUACCUCUACCUCAGUGAGGACCUGUCCAUGUUCCGAGAGGGAAAGGGCAGCGACGUGAUAUAUGGCGUGGCUGAUUACUGGGUUUCUAGAGUAACAUGGAGCCCCGAGGACCAGAAAUAUCACCUCCUUGGUGUAAUGCCGCCUGAUGAGUAUUAUUACAAUGUCAACAACUCUGUGUACACAAACACUGUGGCCAAGUUCAGUCUCCAGUUUGCUGUAGAGUUGGCUGAUCUCCUCCAACAUCCCGCACCAAAGGAAUGGAAAGAAGUGGCUGAACACAUCAAGAUACCGUUUGACCAAGAAUCUCAGUACCAUCCUGAGUACGAUGGCUAUAUUAAAGGUCAUCCGGUGAAGCAGGCGGACACGGUGAUGUUGGGCUACCCUCUUGGACUGCCGAUGUCUCUGGAGGUCAGAAGAAAUGAUCUUGAGGCGUACGAGCCAGUGACAGACCCUCAGGGUCCAGCUAUGACGUGGGGUAUGUUUGCAAUCGGUUGGCUGGAGCUGGGGGAGGCUGAGAAAGCUCAAGGUUUACUCGAAAAGUGCUUCAGCAACAUCCAGGGCCCGUUCCAGGUGUGGAGUGAAUCAUCAGAUGGCUCUGGUGCAGUCAACUUUCUCACGGGUAUGGGAGGAUUCCUGCAAGCUGUGCUGUUUGGUUAUACUGGCUUCAGAGUUCAGCGGGAAUGUCUGGCCUUUUCCCCACAUCUUCCCAAUGAUAUUUCUGAACUCUGCAUCCGUGGUGUGAACUACCUGGGCAGUCAGAUGGACUGGCUGUUGAGGAAAGAUGAAGUUUGUGUCAUACUGAGGGAACAGACGAGGGGCGACGGCAACGCUAAGCCCUACGAUCUACAGGUUGUCCUGAAGGCAUCAGGGACUAAAAUCCCUCUCGCACCAGGGCAGCCGGUAACUUUUCCACGAGAGCCUGGGAAUGUUUGUAAACUGGCUUCGACGUCUUCCUGCUGGCCUCUGUGAAACAGGAAUCCCAGACUUUCCUCCUUAUCAUUUCAAUUACACAUGAUUAAUAAAAUACAUUGAGCAAGCUACUUUAUAUCUACGGUGCUGUUAUGUUGUAUGCUGACAAACUUGACCAAACAUGGACAAAACGUGUGAAAUUCAAUAAAGGGGGCAACAUGAAUUCCAUGUCUUUUAUGACUGUUGUUAAAUCUACGGAAGCGUACGGAAAUCAUUGCAUUCACUGAAUAGAAAAAAAAUGUGUGUGUGGCAGAGGGCGUGUUCUUCCUGAGUUCCUUGGUGGGCUGCACACGGUUCCUGAUCAAGCUUAUUAUCUCCUGCAUUAAAUCUGUGACUGAAUUAAAGAGCAAGUUCAUCACAAAUAAGCAUAAUUUGCAAACAUGUUGCCUCUGGCAUGGUAGGGAUGUAGAACCUGCUAAUUUCUUUUUAUAAAAUUCUGCAGCUUGUUUUUUGGGCUAAAUGGAAAAAAUGUUGGGGACAAGAUGAUUUGUCUAUCUUAAAAUUUCAAGGACAGUGGCCUCCAAUCAUUUCUGGCGAUUUAUUUACAUUUUCUGGUAUGUUUUUUGAAUAAGCUGCUUAGUUCUGUAAUAUGACAUUGACAUCCAAAAUUAUAAGCCAAUUGUAUCUUAAAAUAAAUAUAUUCAUAUUGUUUA
Scophthalmus maximus (turbot) is the source of this 3184-nucleotide messenger RNA. It is a transcript of the gene pgghg, whose product is annotated as protein-glucosylgalactosylhydroxylysine glucosidase. The record is from RefSeq and is a predicted model, not a curated record. Gene Ontology annotation, biological process: carbohydrate metabolic process. NCBI's taxonomy places the organism in Eukaryota, Metazoa, Chordata, Actinopteri, Pleuronectiformes, Scophthalmidae. Bases 438 to 2531 code for a protein of 697 amino acids. Gene Ontology annotation, molecular function: catalytic activity. The transcript has 14 exons.